Molecule: messenger RNA, 1261 nt
Organism: Aspergillus welwitschiae
Lineage: Eukaryota; Fungi; Ascomycota; Eurotiomycetes; Eurotiales; Aspergillaceae
Product: sialidase family protein
Exons: 1
Coding region: 56-1189 (377 amino acids)
Source: RefSeq, a predicted model, not a curated record
CAAACACCUCCCACUCCAACGUUAUCUGUCUUUCAUAAUUGUUGCUACCAUCAUCAUGCCCGGACACUUUGGCCAGAAAAUCCUCAACACCUUAGGGAUCGACCAUCACGGCCACCACGGCCAUGGCCAAGGCCAACCCUACCAACAACCGCCCCCACCGGGUGACAACCGCCUCGCCGGCAACCGCGUCAUCCACAACGACGAGCGCCUCCUCUCCCCCCACCCCGCAGGCACCUACCCACGCCUCGCGCGCCUCCACGACGGUCGCAUUCUGGCCUCCUUCACGCGAUUCGUCGGCGACGGUGAACGCGUCCUAAUGGUCUCUAUCAGCGAAGACAAUGGCCAAACUUUCGUUGACCAUGGCGAGAUCACCCGCGGCAAGGGCGACGUCGACAACGUGUACCUCCUCGAGAUCGGCCCCGGAACUGUCCUCGCUGCGUUCCGUAACCACGAUAUCGGCCCUGGUGGCCCCACACACUUCCGCAUUACUGUCUGCCGUUCCACGGACGCCGGGCGCAGCUGGUCCUUCGCCUCCCAGGCCGCGGAGAAGCCCGCUCCCUUGGGUAUCUGGGAACCAUUUAUGAGGCUUGGACGUCGGCCGGGCGAGAUCCAGCUCACGUACUCGCAGGAGUUUGCGCAUAAUAACCAGUGCACAAUGCUGGUGAGGUCGUAUGAUGGCGGUUCGUCAUGGUCGGCGCCGCACUGUCUGCAUGGGGCGGAGGAUCAGCGCAGAGAUGGUAUGAAUGGUAUCGCAAGGACGUGGGAUCAGGCGAGGAAUUGUGAGGCCUUGGUUAUGGUGUUCGAGACGACCACUUAUGGGACGUUCGAUGUUGAGGCGCUGGUCAGUUAUGAUGAUGGCGAGACGUGGGGUGGCAGGCAGCAGGUGUACGUGCCCCCGCAAGGACAUAAUGCGGGGGCCCCGCAGAUUGCCAGUCUGGGUGAUGGGUCUUUGGCUGUUAUCUUCAUGUGCGAUGAGGAUUUCGGUGAGGUCAAUUGGACUAGAAAUGCUUGCGUUAAGGUCGUCUUUGGGUCGAUGCCACAUGAGGGAAGGAUUAUGUGGACGAGGCCGACGACGGUAUGUGCGGACUCGAGUCAUUGGCCGGGUAUCUUCACCCUCGAUGAUAGACGGCUGUUGGCGUUGUAUGAGUGUGGAGGACCCAAGGCGAAGACGAUUGCGUUGGAGUGGUAGUGACUUCGAUAUACCUGAUGAACGUCGAUAUGCAUAUAGGAUAAUUUCAGCAUGAUUAAUCGAAAUCCCGUG